Molecule: messenger RNA, 940 nt
Organism: Cervus elaphus (red deer)
Lineage: Eukaryota; Metazoa; Chordata; Mammalia; Artiodactyla; Cervidae
Gene: RPS3A
Product: ribosomal protein S3A
Exons: 6
Coding region: 100-894 (264 amino acids)
Biological process (GO): translation
Cellular component (GO): cytosol; ribosome
Molecular function (GO): structural constituent of ribosome
Source: RefSeq, a predicted model, not a curated record
GCGUAAUGUCGAAGGUCACGUAGACAGCGCGUCCCGCCCCGCACGCCUAAGUUCUCGCGCGAAUUGCACUUCCGCCCUUUUGGCUCUCUGAACUGCACCAUGGCGGUCGGCAAGAACAAGCGCCUUACGAAAGGAGGCAAAAAGGGAGCCAAGAAGAAAGUGGUUGACCCAUUUUCUAAAAAAGAUUGGUAUGAUGUGAAAGCACCAGCUAUGUUCAAUAUAAGGAAUAUUGGGAAAACAUUGGUCACGAGAACUCAGGGAACCAAAAUCGCGUCUGAUGGCCUCAAAGGUCGUGUUUUUGAAGUGAGUCUUGCUGAUCUGCAGAAUGAUGAAGUAGCAUUUAGAAAAUUCAAGCUAAUUACUGAGGAUGUUCAGGGCAAAAACUGCCUGACUAAUUUUCAUGGUAUGGAUCUUACCCGUGACAAAAUGUGCUCCAUGGUCAAAAAAUGGCAGACCAUGAUUGAAGCUCACGUUGAUGUCAAGACUACCGAUGGUUACUUGCUUCGUCUGUUCUGUGUGGGUUUUACUAAAAAGCGCAACAAUCAGAUCCGGAAGACCUCUUACGCCCAGCACCAGCAGGUGCGCCAGAUCCGUAAGAAGAUGAUGGAGAUCAUGACCCGAGAGGUGCAGACAAACGACUUGAAAGAGGUGGUCAAUAAAUUGAUUCCAGAUAGCAUUGGAAAAGACAUAGAAAAGGCUUGCCAAUCUAUUUAUCCGCUCCAUGAUGUCUUCGUUAGAAAAGUAAAAAUGCUGAAGAAGCCUAAAUUUGAAUUGGGAAAACUCAUGGAGCUACAUGGUGAAGGUAGUAGUUCUGGAAAAGCUACUGGGGACGAGACAGGUGCUAAAGUUGAACGAGCUGAUGGAUACGAACCACCAGUCCAAGAAUCGGUUUAAAAUGCAGACUCUUAAUGGUGACAAAUAAAAGAUCUUAUUUGUGGUA